CAUUUUCAUUCCUCUCAACCUUUUUCUAACCUCUUUCGGGCGAACAAACACGGCCGGUGUUCCCGGGCCCAGGCCACAUGCGACGCCUGUGGCCGAUGCAUUUCCCAGACACACAUUAUAUCUAUCGCCAUGGUCAGCCGCCAACACUUCAAAUCUUUCCCUUUUCCUUCCUUGUCGAUCAAAUAUUCAACCAAGGCGCUAACGAGCCUCAACUCAAGUGACAGUUGACGCCAGCGACUGCCAUCCGGGUUAUCCCGCACUCUCUACGAAUCUCCCGCGGGCACGACACAUCGAGACCCAUCAUGUCUGGCAAUAUCGACUACAAGCACGACUUUGCCAGGUUCGACUGGAACUCUGACGCCUACCGCCCAUGCGGUGUGGUUGACAGAAUCACGUCAGGCCGCUCGGUCCUGCCCGUUUACAACGCUGUCGAUGGAAGAAUGCACAUGUUCUUUGGCGUCAAAAGUACCAGUUUUCCAGUGUCUUCCCGGGCACCAACACCUGCUGCCGUCAUGGACUUAGAUAGCUUAGGCCUCACGGUUCACGUCGACCACAUGGGCUGGCCUGGCCUUGUCGGCAACCAGCUAGAUGAUGUCUCGGCGACCCUCCAGGGCUUUUUCCAGCCUCAUGAUUCCGCCAUUGAAUCGACACCCUGCACCGAACCUGUCGCCUUCUCACCCGCUGCCCAGGGCGAGACGAUCGACGUGAAGCUGGUGAAGAUGCGCCAGAACAUGCCGUGGGGCAUGCGGGGGACCAUCCACUGGUCCGUCACCGUCCCCAGCUUUGGGAAUGCACGCGUCGAUCUCCAGGCGCAAGUCCCCGUCGAGUUCUACUUCGUCUCGUCGCCUGCCCUACCCUCGUUUCUCCAGCGCGGCAUCCCGGUCAAGCUGUGUCGGAAAUUUCUGCUGCCGCUCCGUCUGAUGGUCUCAGACCCCGACAUCAAGACCUUGGACGACGCAGCACUGUCAAGAUGGAUUUCCGAUAACGCAGACGGCUGGCUCACGUAUGUGACCGAAAAGCUGCACUUCCAGUCGUCCAUCUCCCACGACUCUUUCAACGACGGCAGCUGCCACUACUGGGACUCUAGUUCUAAGGACCGCCGCCUGUUCCUCGAUCAGUGGGCCGACGACUGUGAGGAAAAGGAGACGCAUGUCAUCAACUGCUACGACCUCGCCGCACUGAUGCAGGCCAUCCUGCCGCUGGGAAUGACACCCGUUGACAAGCAGUUCCAUAUGAAGUACAAAAACCCGUUUGGGUACAUCAACACUGCACACCUGAUAGGUCGUGAAUACACGAAUAACCCCUUGUGCGGGCCGCAGGGGGCCAACCCCCAAUGGAUCUGCGGCAUUGACGAUUACGAUCGCACCGGAUUCAACAGCCAUGUCUUCGUAACCAUGUACAGGGAAAUUGGCGGAGACCCGUACGUCCUCGACGCAACCACGCGGCCAGCCACCGGCCCCAACGCGGCAACGCAGACGCUUCGGAAGUACCUGGAACACUCCAUCGACGACGCCACCGCACUGUACAAGGUCAGCCCCGACGCCUGGGCCGCGUGGUGGAAAGAGAACAGACCAGAGGGAACAAUGGCACACCAACUUCAGAUGGGCAGCCAGGGGAGCCCGGAGAGCUGGAGCGGCGUCGGGUCCAUCGUGACGCAUCCCGAAAUCUACCGCGAGUCAACACCUGGCUCCGACGCCCCCGACUCCGACCUGAACAGCUUCGUUCUCGCCAUGUUCCCCGACCAGCAAGUCACCAGCCCCAACGUGACGGUCACCAACGACGGAGUGCGCAAGUCCUGGUGCGUCGCCGUCGGUGCUAACGGCGUCCUGACGCUGAAGGUAACAUCCUGCGCCGUGUCGUCGGUGCCGCCCAACCUGUUCGCCCGCGCCCAGGAGCACCUCAACCGGCUCGGCGUGCAGUCCACGAGCAACCCGGACCGUGUGCCGUGGAUCGCGGGCGCCUGGAAACAGUCGGCCGGGUUCGCCAGCGGGCCCAGAGUCGACAGCGCGCGCCGCCUGGCCUCGACGGACGCUGGCAGCGCCGUGCUGCUGUGGGCGCAGGGGUCGUUCUUUGUCGAGAUUGGCUGCACGUCGACGAGCGCCGCCGCCGACGCCGCGAGCAAGCUGCAGGCGUUCAUCAACCGCUUCCCCGCCCCCAACAGCCCCAGCCUCGACAUCCUGGUCGUCGGCUCCGCGCCCGUGGGCAGGACGUUUGACAUUGUGACGGACGGAUGGGACAAGAAUGACACCAUGUCCUGCAACGUCGAAGUGCACGGCAACAAAGCGCUGUUCCUCUCGUCGACUCAGUCGGGGUCUCGAGUCACGUUCACCUUCCUCGCCCGCGCUGCUGGCGAAGACACGGUUACGCUGUGCUCCUGGGGCAGAGGCUGGCUGCCGACCAUGUCGCCCGCGUUGCCCAUCGACAUAGCGCCCGCAGCAUAAGCCAAGGUAAGACACCUAGCCAAGGUAAGACAUCUAGCCAAGGCAAGGCAAGGCAUCUAGCCAGUUAGUCGUAACGGAAUAGGGCAUCGUUAGGGAGCCGUCAAAGUGCUGGAAGGAAUAUUAUAUCCUGCGUCGUACAGGAGGGAGAGCUGGAAGUGAUUUAAUUAUAUUUACGAGAGCAUUUAGGGUGAAAGGGGUACUUGUUGGUGGGAUCCUGGAGGAGUGAUGAUAGAAAAGACGGAGCCACAUCUAAGGUGG
Lasiosphaeria miniovina is the source of this 2699-nucleotide messenger RNA. RefSeq lists its product as uncharacterized. NCBI's taxonomy places the organism in Eukaryota, Fungi, Ascomycota, Sordariomycetes, Sordariales, Lasiosphaeriaceae. The record is from RefSeq and is a predicted model, not a curated record. The transcript is spliced from 3 exons. The coding region runs from base 303 to 2441 and encodes 712 amino acids.